Babesia ovata is the source of this 3291-nucleotide messenger RNA. Its product is annotated as centromere-associated E, putative. The record is from RefSeq and is a predicted model, not a curated record. The transcript has a single exon. NCBI's taxonomy places the organism in Eukaryota, Apicomplexa, Aconoidasida, Piroplasmida, Babesiidae. The coding region runs from base 1 to 3291 and encodes 1096 amino acids.
AUGGAUCAUAAUCACCGUUACAGGGUUAUACUCCAUGGACCCUCCGUUUGGAAGGGCGCCACCAGGCCCCCAGAUGCGGAUCAGCAGGCACCAUUCAUCGUUGCCUUCGAGCCCCAAAAUGACCUGGUGGAAAUGCAGCAGGGGACUCUCGAGCUUGACGAUUUCUUCAUUGAUGAAAUAACAUGCACGACACAGAUAUUCUCCAUAUUCUUUUUUGAAAUGCAGGAGCAGGCUGUCCAUGCGCAGCAGGCACUCUCGAGAUCAUUAGACAGAUUGCAGACAGUGUAUGACAUUUUCCAGAACACAAGAGUUUUGGAAGCACUGGAGCAGGCUCUUGGAAGCGUGCACAUGCCUUUGGAGGUUGUUGUGAGCCGAACGGAUCUUACCGGUGACGAAAAAGGACGUGCGUCACUCAAUGCAGACAAGGAAUCGUACACCAUCCGAAUGGCAGUGUCACAGGGAUUAACCAGUGUUACACCUGAAACUAACCUAUUGGAAGUUGUGAGUCAGGCGGUUGCGCGAAAAGGGGCGCUCUUGAACCGCGUUUCGAUCAGUUUUUACGAACUGCCUGGCAACAGGGCAACCAGUGUGGCACAGACGCCAGCACAUAUAGGGGUGUCAGGUAUCAUAGGUAAAUCGGGAAAGUCAACACCUAGGAAUCUGACCAGAGGUACAACACCGUGCGCGCGCGUUGGUAAGGCCGUUGUGGACCUCUACAGCAAGCGUGGUCUAAUAAACCCGCCGACACCAUGGAUGUCAGCACCAUAUAACGAAAACGUUCUGGUUGCUUCUAGCCCGGUUUUGAAAGCCACUGUAGAUUCGAAGCAGCUUGAAGAGUUAUUGCACCAAUCUGAUGAGGGUCUCAGGUCGGUCUCCCAAGAUCAGUAUAUCCAUGAGGCUGAGCUCAAAAAUCUAAAUUUGCCAACGGAGUCAAAUAAUGACCUAAAGGAGAUACCCAUUGAGAAGGUAUCUCUUAAAGUGAAUGGAGGGUUGGAAAAUCAGGGUUUCGACUUUGACGACGUCAGGCCGCCGUCAUCCGAUAGAACAAACGCGUCGGGCAUUGCCAAUGCCGUUGAUAUGGCAUUACAGCUCUUCGACACGUGGAACUUUGAUGAUUAUGAAGUUGUUAAAAUGCCGGAACGUGUUAUACAAAUACCAAGAUCCGCCAGCAGAAAGGUCAGCAUUGGUGCCGACGAAGAAAAGGUCAAAAAACUUGAAAAUGAAAAUAAAGAAUUGCAUGAAACAAAUGCCAACCGCUUGCAAGAGAUUGCUAAUCUACAGAAUCAGAUCGACGAGCUCGAGCUGGACCUUAGGAGGCAAGUAGACACGGUCAGACUCCAACAUGAAAUUGAGACGGCCAAACUCCAGGAAGCUUUGAAGGAUAGGGAAAGGGUCAUCAGUGAAAUAAAUACUGCAAGAUCUUCGGCAGAUGCCGGGCUAAGUUUGGAAUCUGCUAGGGAAAUACAAAUGCUGAGCAAAGAGAUUGAUUCCGUAACGGAGGAGAAACAAGGGCUGUUGAAGCAGGUUCAACUCAUGACCGCGGAAAGAAACAAAAUGGCUGAUGAACUAGAUUCCCUAAAGGCACGCAUAUCAGAGGUCACCAGCAUGGAAAACGCAGUCAAGCAAAUCCAGGUUGAAAAGGAAGGCCAGAUGGCAGUAAUGCGAGAUUUCAUCGGCAAGUUGAAAAUGGAGAAAGAGAGCAUGGCCAGCGACCUCAACAAAUAUCGACGAGAAAACAAGAAGCUUGGUAGUGAAUUAAAACAUGCGAAAUUUGUCGAGGAACAGCUGAAGGACACAUUGAAAAGGUUUGAGGUUGAUGUGUCCCAUCUCAAUGACACCGAAUACGAGCUGAAGGCUUCAAAAGCAGUGCUGAAAGAAAAGGAUGGUGAAAUUAAAACGCUCAAACUGGAUGUGGAGCGUCUCAACGAUGAGCGGGCAAAGGCCGAAUUGACACUGAACGAUUUCAGGAAGCAGCUCUCUGAAGUCACGGAAAAGGCCAGAAAUCUGCAAGAGGAACUAUAUGCCGAACGUAAGAUAUCGCUAGAACAGAAGGAGACUAUUAAGAACCUUGAAGCCACAAAGUGCGCUUUGGAGAUGGAAAUCCAAGAUGGCGAAACCAUGAAGGAAAAGUUGAGACAUGACAAAUCAGAAGCAGUGGACAGGUAUCUCAAAGAGAAGAUCAAGCAUGACUGUCUUCUGAGGGAACAUGAUUUAAAGAGCAACAGACUCUCUGGUCAAGUAAAAGAGCUCAGCACAAAGCUCAAUUUGAUGGCACACAAGUAUGAUCAGCUGAGGGGCGAAUAUGCCUCACACCUGAUAAGAUCGUCCAUCAGGUCAAGUCUGGCUGAACGGAAAAUAGAAUCAGAUAAAGAGACAGCGGUUGGUUUGAUGAACACGGUUCUCAAAUCCAAGGCGGAGCUAGCGCGGAAACGCUGUCAACUCAGACUAAUGGCAAAAGCCUUGCAAAUGCCCAGUGACACCACAGACAAGGACAUUCUGUCGGAGCUUAGAAAGCCGAGAACUCUGGACUCCCUAACGCAGCAAAAAAUUAAAAACUACGAAAAGUUGAAGGCAGCCUACAGCAAACUCAAAACGGAGAAGGACGAGCAAGCGAAAUUAUUGGAAACUAAAACAAGCGCAUAUAACAAAUAUGUGCGUCGCCAUGAUCAGCUACAUGAAGAAAACAGAAGACUCAUUACCGCGCUAGCCUCGGAGCGUGAGAAACUCUCCGCGAUGGAAAUGGAUGCAAAGAGGCAAAUCAGGGAUGAGGUUAUUAAGGUCAAUGAAGAUAAGAGGCUUUUGCAUGCGAAGCAAUGUGAACUUAUGAUGGAGAACCAAGUUUUGAAGCAGGAAGUCGGUAUGUUGAAGCAGCAGGUUGCAUUGCAGUUGGAUUCAUUUGACAUCGAUAGGAAGGAAUCUAUCAGAUCCUACCGGUAUGAAUCUUUGGACGGAAAUAAGUUGGUCAUCAAGAAGCUUAGCAAUAUGAGUAAUGUGCUUGGCUCAGGAGACGUGAAGCACGGCGGCAUUAGGUGCCGAAUCAGCGACACUACCUUUGAGGAUGAUCUGAGCAUCGACUGCAGCGGAAGCGUGGAUUUCGACCGACAACGCACUAUAGAAAAGCCCUACAUCGCGGGUUCACCUUGCGCCUACAAGGACACCAGGGCAUCCUUCUACAGCAGGAAGGCCACACUGGAGAAGAUGAGGACAAGGCAGCAAUUGAAGGAAGAUUAUCGCCCUGAUGGCAUAUACGGCGAAAACGGCAUCAGGAACCGCCAUCCUUGGGUAUUCUAA